AUGUUCAUCCCUGGAAACAUUCCCAAUAUCCUAGCCAAUAUCCUAGCAGUAUCCAAGAGAUCGGUUCACAAGAAGAUUCAACCACUUCCAACCGAGUAUCUAAUGGCCUUCUGUCUGUUAAUCAAUAAAUCUCAGUUUAUAAUUGCAUACACUCGCCAAUCGAUCUUGGUGAACGUCGUCGGACUCCGAUCUUUCAUGUUGUCCUUAAUACAAGGUGGUGAGAACAGUAAGAACUUUGAGAACGUGUACGAGGUCAAGCAAUAA
This is a messenger RNA of Sungouiella intermedia, 264 nucleotides long. NCBI's taxonomy places the organism in Eukaryota, Fungi, Ascomycota, Pichiomycetes, Serinales, Metschnikowiaceae. The record is from the annotation of a GenBank genome assembly.